Molecule: messenger RNA, 2830 nt
Organism: Tilletiaria anomala UBC 951
Lineage: Eukaryota; Fungi; Basidiomycota; Exobasidiomycetes; Georgefischeriales; Tilletiariaceae
Exons: 3
Coding region: 1-2643 (880 amino acids)
Source: RefSeq, a predicted model, not a curated record
AUGCCUAGUACUGUACUCUUAGAUAAGGGGCAAAAUGCCCAACAGGUCAGCGCAGAGCCCGAAGAAAUAGCCGAAAAGGUCCGCAUGAACCUCAAAGCCUCCGUUCUUCCCGUCGCACUCUUGUACUACCCAUCUCAAACACUUGCGGCUCAGUCCAACUCGAAGCCUUUUGCCCGCAGCGCCGCCAAGAGGGACAGCGUGCAAGCUCUCGGGUCCAUUGGCCACUUGCAGCAUCUCUACUCAAAGCGGGGGCUAGUCGGCAAGCAUCCACCCAUCCAUGCGAGAAGACAGGCUGUACCUGCCAUUGGUCUCUCCCUGCCUGAGGAGCACAAGAAUAUCAAUGGCCAGAGAGCUGCUGCAUUGAGGAGGCUGUCUUCGCGAUCUGGGCUGUCGUCCGACGAUGAACGAUAUUCGCUUGAUGCUUCUGGGGCGCUGGACGAGGAAGAGGAAGGGCCGAAGCCGUCGGGGUAUAGGCUGCCUCCUUAUCCCCACGUCGACAAGCCCGUAGAAGCAGAUUACGAAGCUUUGCGCCCCACGGCAGUGCAAGCCUUACAAACCCUUUCCGACAUCUGGAGUCCAUAUUCCAGCGGAAUGGUAUUAGCGGCCGGGCUCCUGCGCACGACACGCGCCUCGGUCCGGUCUGUACGCGCCUACCUGGUCGCGCUGCCGCCGGACGUGUUCCUCGCGCCGACCCCCUUUGAUACAAAUGCCGAAGAAGGAGGCGGCAGCAGUGCGACGCACAAUGCGCAACUUUCUGCGCGUCUGCUUCUCGCGCGCGACCCGGUCAGAGGCAAAGAUCAGUAUAGGCGCCGACAUCAUGGUGGACAAGGACUUGGACAUGAUCGGGAUAGUGCUUCAUCGAAGGCUGCAAAUGCGCUAGCAGGUCAGGCUACCCCUGCCACUGUCCUGCCGUCGGCGUCUGGGUCUGGAUUCUUGUGCAUGUCAUUGCCCAGCCUACCAUCAUCCAAGCGCAUGGGCAGCAUUAGCAGCACAAGCACUGCAAGCGGUGGCGAUGCAGGUGAUUCCCUCGGCAUGAAACGAUCUGUCUCCGCCAGCUCGGCCGUGCCGGCUUCCGCUUCUUCGCGCACUUCUGCUGCUGCUGUUGCAAAUGCUGCAGUGGCCGCUCCGAAGCUUGUGCCCCAGAUAGUUGAAGAGGAACAACUCGCAGCGGCGGCACCGGCGCUCCGUACCCUUGGCUUGCUGCGAAAGGUGACCGUCGAUGUGCUCGGUAUGCUCGAGGAUCUGCGUGAUGGCCUCUUGCUGUCGAAAACUUGUAUCAACGCGCCUCAGUCUGGCGCCCUCGCUGGGGGUGCAACGGACUGCAAGGAGGUUCCGACGCUAAGCAUUUCUGGAGCCGUCGCUUCCACUGACGCUGAAGAUGAAAUUGCUACGGGCAGUGGCGGUGGAGUGGGCAGAAACGACUUUGGCAGAGACGACUCGGUCGAGUUGCCUGCCACGCCGACAUCGACCUUCAGCGCGAGCCAGCCGGAACUGUUACCUACUUCGGUGUCAGUGCUGCACACGCGAAGCACCGCUUUCUGCGACACAUCUUCCCUCAGCUUGGCGUCCAGUGACGCGGACGGGAGUGUCAGUGACGGCGAGGAUGUGUCCGGCAAGAAGCAGCGCCUGCAGCAUGCGCACGCACAUGUGAAUGGAGCUGACAAGGACUCGCAACUCGAAAUGCAGCUGGCGGGUGUGGUGCUGAGCGUGCAGGGUCUGCAAUCGCAGCGUGCGAUCGUCGAGCACUGGUGUACCCUUGCGGCUCAUGCCAUUCGACUCACGGACGAAACGCUCGAUCAUUGGAGAUUCAAGAAGAGCAGCAAGGAUGGUCCAGGUCAAGCAGCGGGAGAAGCAGCCGCGGCAAGAGCAAGAUCGGCGAGUGACGGUGUUCACAGCAACGGCGAGACAACAGAGAGUUUCACAAGCAAUACAGUGAAGGGUGCACCGCAAUCGUCUGCUGCCAUCGUGCGUGCUGUCGCCGACUAUCUUCCCUCCACACACUCGACCGCGCUACUACGAGCGCUCGGCCCAGCCUCCGACUCUGACUCGCCUGCGAACAGCGACGAAGCACUUGCGAUACUCUCGGAUGGAUAUCUCCUCUGCCUCGCCUUCAAUGCUGUGCUUCGCGCUUCAAGCAGCCCGUGGGGUCUGAUCCAAGCGAGGGACAUCCAUGAUACCCAGAGCGAGCCGGCCAGGGUUGAAAACCAAGCUGCCGACAGCGGUUGCAAUGCCACAGCGCAAGGCCACAGGAAAGCAAGCUGGACGUUCCGAAAGACGGAUAACCUUGCUUGCUGGGCUACGUCACUGCGCAGGCGGUAUAAUGUUAAUCUCGGACAGCAGCCGCACCAUUACCAUCAAAUGAUGGCAUCUGUGGGAAGCAAAAUGACCCCUGCAGAACGGCGCGGCGUCAGCGAAGCCUCGCCAUUGACUUCUGCGCUCACUUAUGCUGCAGCAACCGCUGCAGCAAAGAAAAAGGCGGACGCGGCUAAACAAUCCGCUUCUGCAGAAGGUAGCGGCUUCAACGCCGCUCUCGUCGCAAAGAGGGAGUCUGGCUGGAAGGAGGCACUCCUCGUUGCUGUGACUGCGUGGCUUGACGCGGUCGCAGCCGAGCAGCAGCAGGAGAUGGCAUCGACACACGCAUGAAAAAAGCAUUGAUAUAUACGCAACAAUCCACUUAAACCCAGCAUCCCUUAUUCACGUACAGACUCGGCACUCUUUCAAGCUUACAGACAUCAGGAUCAAUACCUCGCAUCAGUUCAGGCUUAGCAUACAUACACCAGAAGCAUGUAAAUUAUCCAAUACAUACGAGCACGUGCACCCACAAGAGAGC